Molecule: messenger RNA, 405 nt
Organism: Melampsora larici-populina 98AG31
Lineage: Eukaryota; Fungi; Basidiomycota; Pucciniomycetes; Pucciniales; Melampsoraceae
Exons: 3
Coding region: 1-405 (134 amino acids)
Source: RefSeq, a predicted model, not a curated record
AUGAUACAGAAUAUUGGAAAAUACUUGGUCAGUUUUAUUGAGGUAGCUGUGGUCUUGUGCUUAUCGCUCCUCCAAUCUUUGAUCAAAUAUCACUUUUCUCUUAACUCACAACUCACGGCUCAGAGAGUUGAUGACCCUCUCUAUGAGAAUUUGAGGGAUGAAGAGAAUGGACAUAUGAGUAGAUAUGAAGAAGAUAAUGGAAAGAAAGGAGGAAAAGAUCCAACCUUGCUCAGCGGGAUGGCCAAGCAGAACACACAUCUAUUGGAUUUGGACAGAAUCGACAGAUACGUAGAUACGAAGAACAUGAAUGAAAUGAGUAAGGUUUUAGAUGAAAAUCCCGCAAAAUCAAUUUCAACCGUGUAUUCCGAAGCCCGCAUUUCAAACAAGUAUAACAAGGUCUUAUAA